This is a messenger RNA of Kickxella alabastrina, 681 nucleotides long. RefSeq lists its product as uncharacterized. The transcript has a single exon. Lineage: Eukaryota; Fungi; Kickxellomycota; Kickxellomycetes; Kickxellales; Kickxellaceae. The record is from RefSeq and is a predicted model, not a curated record. The coding region runs from base 8 to 553 and encodes 181 amino acids.
AUUCAAAAUGCUUACUAUUACUUUUCCUCUCCCGCCUCCCCCACCAACGGCAUCCACCAAGCUGCCCUCAUUUGAGAUUUGUAACGUCAACUGGGAGGAGCUGGCUAUACCAAUUAUCCUCAUUUCUGUAUUUGUGUUUACUUUUAUUGUUAUUUACCUUUAUCUUUUGGCCGCAGCACCAAAGGCCAAUGCCAUUUCCACUAUGCCUGGUGGUAUUUUUGCCGCCACCGCCGAUGACACUGAUAAUGGCGUCGACGCUAAUUCUCCUGAUGGUGCUGAUUAUUCUGCCCCCACAGAUGAUGCCGAUUAUGCCGCCGCCGCUAAUGCAAUUCCGACUGCCAGACGCAGCUAUAGAUCCCAUCUCGCGGAAAUAGCAGGAUUGGACCCAUCAGAUUGUGAAGGAUACAAUACUGAGCUCACUGAUGAGUCCGAUAACGAGCUCGAUGCUCUUUUUGCUUUCUAUGCUGCUGAAGAUGCCAAGCGGAAUGCUGAAAAUGCCAGCUAUUAUGCUGAGCAAGCCAUGGAACUGGAUGAUAUUAUCGCCAGUUUGUAAUUCAGCCAUUAUUGAUUCAAGAAUAGGUAAUGCUACAGUUGACUUUUGAACUUGAUGCUGCUAAAGCCAAGGUUCUUUGUUAUAUAUUGUUUGCUACAAGUAAUGCUGUGCAUGUUUCUCUGCUUGUU